Pseudonaja textilis is the source of this 1191-nucleotide messenger RNA. Lineage: Eukaryota; Metazoa; Chordata; Lepidosauria; Squamata; Elapidae. The record is from RefSeq and is a predicted model, not a curated record.
UCCAUUUGACCCUUCAUUUUCAGUACUAAAUGCGGUUUCUAAUGUCAUAUGUGCUUUGAGUUUCGGACAUCAGUUUUCUGCAGAAGAUGAAGAGUUCCAGAAGCUGGUUCAAGCUCUUAAAAUUAUUUUGAAAUACGUUGGUGACUUUAUUCAUGUGGUGUAUGAUUUGUUCCCACAGUUAAUGAGGUACCUCCCAGGCCCUCACAAGAAAGUCAUGGCUUCUCUGGAUAUUAUCCUAGCGUUUGCAAAGCAGGAAAUCGAGAAACACAAGGAAUCUCACUCUCUGCAUGAGCCACAAGAUUUUAUUGAUUACUAUCUUCUUCAGAUGGAGAAGAGCAAGAAUGAUCCCAACUCUACCUACAAUGAAGAGAACCUGGCUCAGUGUAUUUUUGAUUUUUUUUCUGCUGGAACAGACACAACCCUUGCUACUCUGAUGUGGGCACUGCUCCUCUUGACAAAUCAUCCCAACAUCCAAGAGAAAGUCCAGAAAGAGAUUGAAGAUGUGUUUGGUUCCUCGGGGUCGAUUUCCUACCAGGAUCGGAAGAAGCUACCCUACACCAAUGCUGUGAUUCAUGAAAUGCAGCGUGUAAAAUAUGCCUUGCUCUAUGGGAUUCCCAGGCAAAGCACAAAGGAUGUGACAAUGAGGGGAUAUCACAUUCCAAAGGGGACCUUUAUUUUUCCAGACCUGCGUUCUGUUCUUUUUGAUCCUGAACAAUGGGAGACACCUGAAAAAUUCAAUCCAAAUAAUUUUUUAGAUAAGGAUGGAAAAUUCAUUGACCGAGAAGAGUUUCUGCCCUUCGGAUUAGGUAAACGUGCAUGCGUGGGAGAGCAGCUGGCAAGAAUUGAGAUCUUCAUCUUUCUGACCAGCCUGUUGAGGGCCUUCAACUUCCGGUUGCCUGAAGGAGUAAAAGAACUCAACGAAGCCCCUGUUGUAAAAUUGAUAAUGCACCCACACCCUUACAAACUGUGUGCUAUUCCCACACAGGCUUAAACUUUAAAAAAACAGCAUGAAAAGCAUAAAACUGUUUCCUAUAGGCCUGUUCUCUUAAUUGAACUUUUGCUUUCAUUUAUUGUACUUUAAAACUUUUUCAGCCUAGUUCACAAACAUACUUCACCAGUUCAACCAGUGGUGUGUGAACAAUAUGCUAAGUAAAUUUGCUUUGUUUUACCUUAGUUUUCUUUUGCCAAUAA